CCCAGGAUCCGAUCCAGGACCAUGUAUUGCAUUCAGUUGUCUUUUUCGUUUCCUGUAAUCGGCAACAGUUUCUUAGUUUUUCUUUGUCUAACAUAAUACAAACAUUUCGGGAAGGGUACAGAUCCGUUAUUCUGUACCAUGUCCCUCAGCUUGGGUUUCUCGUGAUUAGGCUAAGGUUGUAGACCGGACGGUGACGCCGUGUUUUUCUCAGUGCAUCACACAGAAAGCGUGCGAUGAAUGUCAGCUUGUCCUGCUGCUGAUGUUAACGUGGCCGUUCAAGCGGUGUCUGCAGUUUCUCUACGAUAGUUACUAUUUCCCCUUUUUAAUUAUCAGGUAAUUUGUGCAUAUUUAUGUGGAAGGCUUCGAAUGCCCUUUCAGUUUCAUGGGACGGAAAAGAGCACUUUAUCUGGGCAAAUGGAUACCUGUGUCUUGCGGAAGAGACCCAGCAGCCAGCAGUACCUGUGUCAACAAAGUUACGCGAACAAAACCUUUCCGGAAGAGCUGAGGGACCUGGGUGCAACGCAUUCUGGGAAUUGUAGUCUCUGGGUGCUCCCGGCUGAACACCGCCCUGCGGUCUCUGCGAGAAAGACCCAGAAGCCGCCAGGGGAGGGCGAAGAGGAGGGCGGUGGGGACGCUCUGCGCGCGGUGCGCCAUGGGACGGGUAGUUCACGGCGCGCGCCCUGUCGCGCCCCCAGCUGGGGAACGGGACUACCCUACCCGAGAGGCCGCGCGUGCGGGGCGAGGGCAAGCCGGCCGGGGCCUCGAACAAAUCAAAUCGAAGCAAAGAAACUGCCGGCUUUCAAAAUCCUCCUCCUCCGCCAUCAUCCGCCGCGGUGCGGAGAGCAGGUGGUGCUGGAAGCGCGUGAGGCCCCGAGCGCGAGAGAGCUGACAGACAAGCCAGCUGGACAUCUGGACCGCUGGACCUGGAGGUGGCGACCCCGGCCUGACCCGGACCCUAAAUCCGUCCCCGCCCCACCGGGCGGAGGCGCGUGCUCGGUUACCCCCACGCGGCGGCGCCGCCUGUUUACGGUAGAGUCAGGGUCCCUUUCCUUUCACAGUCACCUGCCUGGAAGAGGGGUGGGGGCGAGGAGGGCGUGGCGCCCCAGUGCACCUUCUGCCUGCCCCCUCGGCCUUCUUCACUAAGUCUUCGAUGGCCGAGCGCCCCGGGGUGGCGGUGGGAGUGGGGUUGUUGGGCGGCGCUGGCUCCUUUCACAAAUGGGGAAACCGAGGCUUAAAGGGCGUCUGACUCGCCGGAGCAGCUCAGCCUGCAGCUGCUAGCAGUGGCGUCUCAUAUUAGCAUCGUUGUCAACCGGAGGCGGUGCGAGUCCGCCGGGGAUUCCAGAUGGGUCUCCCGCGCCGCCCGCCUGUCAUUUGCGGCCUGUAUUCGCGAGUCGCUCCCGCGGCGCCGCCUCCCAGCAGGCCCACGCCAACGGGGGGCCCGGGCUGGCGCCGCUGUCCCUGGAAUCGAUUCUGCAGAUCUCCAGGGGAGCCCACCAGCCUAGUCAGCAUGGCCUCGGAAGACAUUGCCAAGCUGGCAGAGACACUGGCCAAGACUCAGGUGGCUGGGGGACAGCUGAGUUUCAAGGGCAAGAGCCUCAAACUCAACACUGCAGAAGAUGCUAAAGAUGUGAUUAAAGAGAUUGAAGACUUUGACAGCUUGGAGGCUCUGCGUCUGGAAGGCAACACAGUGGGCGUGGAAGCAGCCAGGGUCAUCGCCAAGGCCUUAGAGAAGAAGUCGGAGUUGAAGCGCUGCCACUGGAGCGACAUGUUCACAGGGAGGCUGCGGACUGAGAUCCCACCAGCCCUGAUCUCACUAGGGGAAGGACUCAUCACAGCUGGGGCCCAGCUGGUGGAGCUGGACUUAAGUGACAACGCGUUUGGGCCCGACGGUGUGCAAGGCUUCGAGGCCCUGCUCAAGAGCUCAGCCUGCUUCACCCUGCACGAACUCAAGCUCAACAACUGUGGCAUGGGCAUCGGUGGCGGCAAGAUCCUGGCUGCAGCUCUGACCGAGUGUCACCGGAAAUCCAGUGCCCAAGGCAAGCCUCUGGCCCUGAAGGUCUUCGUGGCUGGCAGAAACCGUCUGGAGAACGAUGGCGCCACUGCCUUGGCAGAAGCUUUUAGGGUCAUCGGGACCCUGGAGGAAGUCCACAUGCCACAGAAUGGGAUCAACCACCCUGGUGUCACUGCUCUGGCCCAGGCUUUCGCCGUCAACCCCCUGCUGCGGGUCAUCAACCUGAACGACAACACCUUCACCGAGAAGGGCGCCGUGGCCAUGGCCGAGACCUUGAAGACCUUGCGGCAGGUGGAGGUGAUCAAUUUUGGGGACUGCCUGGUGCGCUCCAAGGGUGCCGUUGCCAUUGCAGAUGCCAUCCGUGGCGGCCUGCCCAAGCUAAAGGAGCUGAACUUGUCAUUCUGUGAAAUCAAGAGGGACGCUGCCCUGGCUGUUGCCGAGGCCAUGGCAGACAAAACUGAGCUGGAGAAGCUGGACCUGAAUGGCAACACCCUGGGAGAAGAAGGCUGUGAACAGCUUCAGGAGGUGCUGGAGGGCUUCAACAUGGCCAAGGUGCUGGCGUCCCUCAGUGACGACGAGGACGAGGAGGAGGAGGAAGGAGAAGAAGAAGAGGAAGCCGAAGAAGAGGAGGAGGAGGAAGAGGAGGAAGAGGAAGAAGAAGAAGAGGAGGAGGAAGAGGAGGAGCCUCAGCAGGGAGGGCAGGGAGAGAAGUCAGCCACACCCUCACAGAAGAUUCUGGACCCUAACACUGGGGAGCCAGCUCCCGUGCUGUCCUCCCCACCUCCUGCAGACGUCUCCACCUUCCUGGCUUUUCCCUCUCCAGAGAAGCUGCUGCGCCUGGGGCCCAAGAGCUCCAUGUUGAUAGCCCAGCAGACUGACACGUCUGACCCCGAGAAGGUGGUCUCUGCCUUCCUAAAGGUGUCAUCUGUGUUCAAGGACGAAGCUGCUGUGAGGACGGCAGUGCAGGAUGCAGUAGGUAAUGUGGGCUGGGUGAGGCCGGGGUGCCCGCUGGCCCUUGAUGCUCGUGAGGCCCCGGUGCCCUUUGUGGUCGCCGUCACUCGUCAGCCCCAGUGCUGUCAUGGGAACUGCUCUUUGAGACCCUGUGCUGCUCCUCCAUCAGGGUCCUGCCAUGGUCCUGCCGUGGAGCCAGAUGCCCUGAUGAAGAAGGCUUUCAGCUCCUCGUCCUUCAACUCCAGCGCCUUCCUCACCAGGCUCCUCGCACACAUGGGUCUACUCAAGAGUGAAGAUAAGGUCAAGGCCAUUGCCAACCUGUACGGCCCCCUGAUGGCACUGAACCACAUGGUGCAGCAGGACUAUUUCCCCAAGGCCCUUGCACCCCUGCUGCUGGCAUUCAUAACCAAGCCCAACAGCGCCUUGGAAUCCUGCUCCUUUGCCCGCCACAGUCUGCUGCAGACACUGUACAAGGUCUAGACUCAAAGCCUCUCCCAUCCCUUGGCCUGGACCAGUGAGCUGGGGAGGGACUCGGAGGAACUGAGGCACAACCCACGCCGUUGCCUUGGACAGGACUCUGGUCAGAGGCAGGGCGGGUCUGCGUCCCGUGUGUCCUGUCAGUCCCCUGAAUAUGUGUGUAGGUGUGGUACGCGUGCAGGUCUGUGCCUCCUGUCGGGAUUUGGGUUUGAACCUCUCUCUGCUGGCCUGGCUCUGCUCUGUUGUGGGGAGUUGGCCCCCAGGGGAAAGGACUGUGAGCUGCUCCGCCAUUAAACUCACCUUCACCUGACGGCGCUCUGCUGAUCUCCACCUGGGCCCUGAUGGCUGUCCCCACCCACCUGCCUUCCAGCCCGGCUCCCUGGCGGAGCCAGAGCCCAGGGAGUUGCCCACGUGCUGUCCUUCCCCUCUGUGUUGUGACUGGGCUGUUUCCUGCCCUGCCUGGGGCUGCUUCUCGUCACCAAGCCCUGGUCCUGCAGCAGCUGUCCUCCCUACCAUCCAUGCCACUGUGCUGAGCGCUCAGCCUGAAGAGCAGAGAAUACCAUGGGUGGGACUGUGGGGGUGGGAUCAUGGGGCUGCUGGCAGAGGGCAACCCUGGGCCCCAUGCCGUGUGGCCAGGCAGACACCAGAUUGUCCAGGAGCAGGAGCUGCUGGAACUGCGCUGGCCCCGGACCUAGCGGACCCUCUCCUGGCUGCUGAGAUGUUGUCUGUGACUGGCCUGGGGGCCAAGCUGGAGGGGGUGUGUUGACAACCCAAAGCUGUUGUCCAGUCUGUGGAGGGAGGGGCAGGGUCCCCAGUGUCCGAGCCGUAUCUGGACGCUGCUCUUGAAGGACCUCCUGGCGCAGGGGAGCAGUGGGGUCUGGACUGGGCAGAUGCUGUACAACCUCCCUGCGUGCCCGUGACUGCCCCAUGCUUUCCCCUUUGUGUUCUGUGUGUGUCUGGGCUGUGCCCGGGGGCUUCACAAAUAAAGUCAUGUGUACAGCUUCA
Macaca mulatta (Rhesus monkey) is the source of this 4444-nucleotide messenger RNA. RefSeq names its product Ran GTPase activating protein 1 (gene RANGAP1). Gene Ontology annotation, biological process: nucleocytoplasmic transport; signal transduction; activation of GTPase activity. Gene Ontology annotation, cellular component: perinuclear region of cytoplasm; cytosol; nucleus. Gene Ontology annotation, molecular function: GTPase activator activity; small GTPase binding. NCBI's taxonomy places the organism in Eukaryota, Metazoa, Chordata, Mammalia, Primates, Cercopithecidae. The record is from RefSeq and is a predicted model, not a curated record.